AUGUCUGCACACCAUCAAAUUGUCGAACACAUCGUCCUCCUCAGCGUCAAACCCGACGCUGACUCUACCAAAGUCGAGACCAUGAUAAAUGAAGUCAACGGAUUGAUUUCACUCAACUUCACACUCCAUCUCAGUGUAGGAAAAAUCCUCCGGUCUACCUCCACUUCACCAAACUUCAGUCACAUAAUCCACUGUCGUUACAGGUCAACGGAUGACUUGCAAGCGUACAACCAACAUCCGGAGCACCUAAGCGUCCUCAAGAAUACACAGCCAUUACUUGAUGACUUCAUGGUUGUUGACUUUUUAUCCGAUGGUAGUCGCGAUUCGCUGAAGCCAGGAUCUGCGAUGAGAGUUACGUUAUUGAAGUUAAAGGAGGAUUUGGUUGAACAUGAGAAAGGUAAGUUGGUGGAAGAGCUUAAAGGUCAGUUUAAAAGGACUGAAGAGAUAAGUGUUGGUGAGAGUUUACCUAAUGAAAUGUCCAAAGGGUACUCUAUUGGCGUGAUCGUUGUUUAUCCUGAUUUGGAAGCUAUUGAUUCGGAUGCAGAGCUGCAUAAAUCGAAAGUGAAGGAUUUUAUCGAGAGUGAGAUGGUUGUUGAUUAUGUUGUUCCAUUGCCCUCAGCUGCAGAACACUGA
Molecule: messenger RNA, 633 nt
Organism: Helianthus annuus (common sunflower)
Lineage: Eukaryota; Viridiplantae; Streptophyta; Magnoliopsida; Asterales; Asteraceae
Product: stress-response A/B barrel domain-containing protein DABB1
Exons: 1
Coding region: 1-633 (210 amino acids)
Source: RefSeq, a predicted model, not a curated record